Molecule: messenger RNA, 1773 nt
Organism: Rotaria socialis
Lineage: Eukaryota; Metazoa; Rotifera; Eurotatoria; Philodinida; Philodinidae
Source: the annotation of a GenBank genome assembly
AUGACUUUGACAAAUUCAUCUCUUCAAAACAAUAUCGAUGAUCUUUCUCAACGUCGUAAUUUAUUAAAACAAAAAUGGAUUGAGAGACAACGAAAUGUUUCUGAUUUACUUGCAUCGGCUGUUGUCGCUUGUCGUACAAGUGCUAAUGAUAUUCGUUCCAUUGAACAACAAAAACAAGAAGUGUUAUCAUCAAAUAGAAUCAGUGAUUUCGAAUUUGAAACUUCAGUUGUUGAUUAUCUCAGCAAACACGCUCCGAUCUUGGUAUCAAGUUUAGCUCAGGUAUUUUCCAAAGAAGAUGAACAAAUCAAUAAUUUAUUAAAAAAAUUAAGAAUUAAAAUUGACACCGAGAGUAAAGUAGUAUUACCUCUUGAUCAUGUUGAUCAAUUGUCAACUUCAAAUCUAUCAAAGCCUUCUUCUAAGCCUAUAAAACGUUCUCUUCCGUCGUGGAUGGAUUUACCAGCACGGCGUGGUACGUUAUUACCACGUGAACAUCCACCUCAUCAACUAGUUCAUUUACUUAAACAUUUAACUGUACGAGAAUUAGAACGAGAAAGUUUCAAUGUUGAAAUGGAUCGGUUACUAAAUCGACAAACAUCUAUGGAAAAAAUGUUAUCACGUCGUUUUCAUACAAACGAUACAAUACAAGAAUAUUGCCAAUAUACAACACGUGAUGAAUGUCCAUCAGCAAAUUCUCAUUCACGUCUUCGUUCUCGAUCAUCAUCAACAUCAUCUGAUAAUGAACAAGAAACAGUGGAUGACGAUUUUCAAAUUAAAAAGAAACGAAAGCGAGAUGAUUCCAUAGAUUUCAAUGAGUCAACAAAAUAUUCAUCACGUUAUUUUAAUAAAAGUGGAAGAAAUGUACAUACAUGUGGUAAAGUUCAUUUUAGACGCUUAAUUAAACCACAUACUGAUCGUUCACUUGGUGAUUGUUCUUUUCUCAAUACUUGUUUUCAUAUGGAAACAUGUAAAUAUAUUCAUUAUCAAAUAGACAAAACAGAUUUUGCACCAUCAUCUAAUAGUAGUAACAAUGUAAAUACUAAAACAAAACGUCAUUUACCAAUUGUGGAGCGAAUUAGUCCAGGUUCAUUACCACCCCAAUGGGUUCAAUGUGAUUUGCGGCAAUUGGAUAUGGCAGUACUUGGAAAAUUUUCCGUUAUUAUGGCUGAUCCACCUUGGGAUAUUCAUAUGGAAUUACCCUAUGGAACUAUGGCUGAUGAAGAAAUGAGAAGACUUGAUAUUCCAUCAUUACAAGAUGAUGGAUAUAUAUUUUUAUGGGUAACUGGCCGUGCAAUGGAACUUGGGCGUGAAUGUCUUCGUAUAUGGGGUUAUCAACGAUGUGAUGAAAUAAUAUGGGUUAAAACAAAUCAAUUACAACGUAUUAUUCGUACUGGUCGCACUGGUCAUUGGCUGAAUCAUGGUAAAGAACAUUGUCUUGUUGGUGUGAAAGGUUCAACUGCUGGAAUGAAUCGUGGUCUUGAUUGUGAUGUUAUUGUUGCUGAAGUACGUGCAACAUCACGUAAGCCAGAUGAAAUAUAUGGUAUGAUCGAACGAUUAGCCCCACGAACACGUAAAGUUGAAUUAUUCGGUCGACCUCAUAAUGUUCAACCAAACUGGACUACACUUGGCAAUCAAUUAGAUGGUGUUCGUUUAAUUGAACCUGAUGUUGUUCGAAGAUUUCGACAAAGAUAUCCAAAUGGAUACAAUAUAGCUACGGCUAAUCAACAGCAAGAUAUGAAAACAUCAUUAUCAAAUUCCCAAACAAAUUCAAAAUAA